AUGCAGGUCAGCUACGUCGCGCUGAUCGUCCUCCGCUGCCUGCAGAGUUUGGGUAGCAGCUGCGCCAUUCCAUUUGGAUUCGCCGUUGCAGCAGAUAUCUCGUCUCCUGCUGAACGAGGCCGGUAUAUAGGUCCGCUGCAGGGGAGUGUCAUGGGUGCGUUUGCAUUUGGUCCGGUCAUUGGGGGUCUGUUGGAGCCGAGCCUGGGGUGGAGGAGCAUCUUUUGGUUUCUUGCUAUUGGCAGUGGUGCGGCGCUGCUAGCGUAUAUCGUGGUUAUUCCCGAGACUGCGCGGAAUAUUGUUGAGAAUGGUUCCAUGGAGCCGGAGGGCUGGUGGAGACAGCCUGUACUGCGGAAUCUGCAACGAUAUCUCCAACGCGGUUCUAUCAAGGGUGCAGACAUGCAACGAGACAGCUCAACAGGUCCUGAGAAGGGAGAGAUCAAUGUUGCCAAGAUACCCCGGGCCUCUACCAUCCUCGCCGAAAAGGACGCCCUGAUACUCGUCAUAUUCACCAGCCUGUUCUACUCUGGCGUGACUGCCAUGUGGGCAACCACCGGAAGUCAUUUUGGGGCUCUCUAUGGCCUCAGCACGCUAUCCGUUGGAUUUUCUUUUCUCCCAUACGGAAUCGCCGGAGGCAUCGACUCAAUCAUCAGCGGAAAACUCCUCGAUCUCAACUACCGCAGGAUCCAAAAUCGGCAACAGCUCCUCACCGAGAAGGACGACGGCCACCCUCAAUCCGCAUACUCUGACUUUCGCCUCCAAGUUGCUAUCCCCUUCGCGCUCCUCGCCUCCUUAUCACUACUCACCUACGGCUGA
Aspergillus calidoustus is the source of this 813-nucleotide messenger RNA. The record is from the annotation of a GenBank genome assembly. NCBI's taxonomy places the organism in Eukaryota, Fungi, Ascomycota, Eurotiomycetes, Eurotiales, Aspergillaceae.